AUGCUGGACACAUUCUUCAAUGGAAGAGCCCACUGCACAACCGAAAACUCGCUUUCUAACUGCCUCGUUACGGAUUCGCCGACACUAACCCACACGAGCUAUGGUUCUGAGACAACGAUCGUCGAACACCUGAAGACGGAUGUGCCUAACCUUUCGGGGGCGUUGAUCCAGUGUUGGUUCAAGUGGCUGGGACCGUACACAACCUUCCGAUUCAAGCAUUCAGCAUCGAACUUAACGGUGAAUUCCGGCGAGACAGCUGAGUGGGUAGAGCGCGAAUUUACUGAUCGGAAGGAUUGGGCAAGCUGGCAGUAUUCCGGCCCUCGUGCUUCCUUCUGGUGGCAUGACAAGUCCGGUGCUGCUCAAAAGGCACCUGCUGUGCGCAGCCGCAUCAAGAAUGAAACAGUAACACCCUACUGUCUGCGCACUCGGGUUGAGCCAACCCCAUACAGCCAAGCAGGUCGGGCUGUUGAGUUAUCGGCUCCGGGCAGGGUCCCCAAAGAAAACUCUACUGCAUGCUGCCCCGAGCUUUUAACGUACGCACGCCAUGACAAAUUAGCAAACAGAUACUGUUUACUGAAACCUUAUACUCACUUAAAAUUGAUGUAUGUUGUGUCUCCGAAACACGCAUACAAGACCCGAGCGUGGUUAUGCAUCUCAGAACGCCAAGGAUGA
Molecule: messenger RNA, 672 nt
Organism: Opisthorchis viverrini
Lineage: Eukaryota; Metazoa; Platyhelminthes; Trematoda; Opisthorchiida; Opisthorchiidae
Exons: 5
Coding region: 1-672 (223 amino acids)
Source: RefSeq, a predicted model, not a curated record